Hyaloperonospora brassicae is the source of this 2730-nucleotide messenger RNA. Lineage: Eukaryota; Oomycota; Peronosporomycetes; Peronosporales; Peronosporaceae. The record is from the annotation of a GenBank genome assembly.
AUGAGCGCCACGUGGCAGCCGCAGCCCGCGCUGCUCGCGGAAGUCGUCGCGCUCUUACAGGCCUACGGCGUGUCGAACAACCACGUGCAGCUCGACUCGUACCAGCGGCUGCAGCAGCUCGAGCAGAACCUCGAGUUCAACCUCUACCUCGUGCACUUGCUCUGUGCGCCCGAAGUCGACGUGACGGUGCGCCAGCUGGCCGGCUUGUUACUUAAGCGCAACAUCAAAGCCCGCGACGCCUCGGCCGCACUUAGUGGCCCCGAGACGGAAAUCCUCGCGGUCAUUCGCGCGCAGACGCUGCGCGUUGUGGCCAAUCCGCUGCCGCCCAUCCGCAACACUGCCGGCUCGAUCGUCACGACGUUUGUGUCGCACUGUACGUUUUUGGACGAAUGGCCGGAGCUCAUGCCGGCCCUGUUCCUGCUCCUGGACCAGCAGCAGGACGAGCACGCGAUUGCAGGGGCACUGAGUGCGCUGGUGAAGAUCUGUGAGGAUUCGGCCGCGAAGCUCGAGAACUCGCCGAGUCGGCCGCUGAAUGCGCUCGUGCCGAAGCUGUUGCACUAUUUCCAGCACCCAAACGCCGCGUUCCGUCGCGACGCGCUCGAGUGUCUGAACCACGUGCUGGUGUUCAUGCCCGUGGGACUGGUCGUCCACAUGGAGACGUUUCUCGCCGGCAUUUCGCUCUUGACACAGGACGCGUCGAACGACGUGCGGAAACUCGUGUGCAAGAGCAUUGUCUUGCUGCUGGAAGUCGGCGUGCAGUACCUCGUGCCGCACUUGGACAGCAUCAUCCAGUUUAUUCUGCGGGCCAAUCAAGACUCGGACGAGGUUGUCGCGAUCGAAGCGUGCGAGUUUUGGGCGUCGUUCUGUGACUUGCGCGAAUUCGACGAUCUUAAAGCGAGGCUCCAGCCGUACUUGACGCAGAUCGUCCCGCUGCUAUUUCGCUGUAUGGUCUAUAGCGACGAAGACUUGGCAACGUUUGACGCCGAAGAGCAGAGUCAGGAUGAAAACGUGCCUGAUCGACCUGAAGAUAUCAAGCCGGUCUUCCACCGCAAAGCUGGUGGUAGCGGGGGGUUGUCGAAUGACGACGGCAAGCAGGGAGCAAACGACGACAGUGACGAUGACGACGAUGACGACGCGGACGAUGACGAUACGCUGCUGAAUUGGAACCUUCGUCGCUGCUCGGCUGCUAGUCUCGAUAACCUUGCUAACGGGUACGGGAACGAUAUUCUUCCGACGCUGUUGCCGUUGCUGCAAGAACGUCUUGCUCAAGAACAGCCCUGGCCGCUUGUGGAGAGCGGUAUUCUAGCCCUUGGCGCUAUUGCCGACGGUUGUUACAACGGUAUUACGCCCCACCUGCCCCAAUUGUACCCGUUUCUGCUGCAGAAGCUAGAGGACCCAGCGCCCCUUAUUCGUAGCAUCACGUGCUGGACACUGAGCCGUUAUGCGACGUGGGUUGUGGAGCAGUGCAACCACGAGGUGCUGCUGAAACCGCUCGUGGAAGGCAUGCUGAAGCGCAUCUUGGAUCCGCACAAGAAGGUGCAAGAGGCAGCGUGCUCUGCGUUCUGCACGCUCGAGGAAGAAGCUCGCGAGGAGCUGGUGCCGUACCUGACGCCUAUUUUGCAGAACCUCAUGUUUGCUUUUGGCAAGUACCAGGCGAAGAACCUGCUGAUUUUGUACGAUGCCAUCGGGACGCUCGCAGACUCGAUCGGCGAGCACCUGAAUCACCCUGAGCUGAUCAGGAUCCUGAUGCCGCCGCUUAUUGCAAAGUGGAACGCGUUGGAUGACCGCAGCCGUGAGAUCCUUCCGCUGUUUGAGUGCCUCGCGCCUGUAGCGCAGGCUCUUGGCACUGGCUUUCAAGAGUUUGCAAUGAACGUGUACGUUCGCUGCCAGCGGAUCGUCGAGAACGAGCUGCUGGCUGACGCCAUGUCAGAGCAGAGCCCCGACGAGUUUGACGAGGGCGACCCGGAGCUCAUCGUGUGCGCUCUGGAUUUGGUAUCCGGCAUCAUCGAGGGUCUGCAGCACAGUAGUGAGGCAUUGUUGAACGGCUCAAACAUUCUGAAUGUGCUCAUGAGUUGUGUUCGCCACGACGUGCUGGACGUGCGCCAGAGCGCCAUGGGCGUUGUGGGUGACCUGGCGAAGCACGCGCCGAACACGCUGCGUCCGAGCCUGGUCGGCUUGCUGCCGGUGCUGAUCGAGAAUCUGAACCCAGACUUGCCCACCGUGUGCAACAAUGCAAGCUGGUCGGUUGGCGAAAUUGCCAUUCGCAUUGGCGCAGAGAUGGAACCGUACGUGGAGAGUUGCUUGAGCCGCCUGAUUGAAAUGAUCAAUCGCCCGAAGUUGCCGCGCAACCUGGUGGAGAAUUGUGCCAUCACUAUUGGUCGUCUCGGGUACGUGUGUCCGAACGUCGUGGCGCCGCACUUGCAGGAAUUCGCGAUGCGCUGGUGCCGUGCUCUUGCGCACGUACGGGCACCGGAAGAGAAGGAGCACUGCUUCUUGGGUCUGUGCUACAUGGUGAAGGCGAACCCGAACGGCAUUGUGGCUGACUUUAUGUUUAUGUGCGGAGCCAUUGCUUCGCUGGAGGGUCAGCGGAUCCAUCACGCGGAGCUGAAGGACAUGCUGUACCAGAUCGUGCACAGCUUCAAGACGAGUCUAGGCGACAACUGGGCCCCGUACUAUGCGAGCUUUCCCGAGCCUCUGCGGCAGUUCCUCACCACGCGCUUCAACCUGUAG